Daucus carota subsp. sativus is the source of this 891-nucleotide messenger RNA. RefSeq lists its product as uncharacterized. Lineage: Eukaryota; Viridiplantae; Streptophyta; Magnoliopsida; Apiales; Apiaceae. The transcript is spliced from 2 exons. The record is from RefSeq and is a predicted model, not a curated record. The coding region runs from base 136 to 672 and encodes 178 amino acids.
CAGAUAGAUCAAUUGCUGUGACUUUACGUAAUCCAAGCCCCUAUAUCUAUACAAACACAUUACUAAAACACAAAACGCCAAUUAAUCAAAACACACACGUUUCAGCAUUCAUAGAAAACGUUUUAGCUUUUGAGAAUGGAGAAUGCAAGGAGUUCACUUAGGCGAAGAAACUAUGAAGUGAUGAAGAACGAUUUGUCGGUGGAGUUAACUAAUCUAACCAAUGAUUCACGCAGACUGCAAAAUGAUCUUCGAAGCUCAAAUGAAGAUUUCUUCAUGAUGUGCAAGAGUAUGUCUGAUCGUCAGGCAGAUUUCCUCACUCGUUUGAUGUUUUUGGAGGAAAAGAACGGAGAGUUGAUUGCAAUGUUCGACGGAAAGCCGAAGGAAGUAGAUGGAGAGGCGAGUGGAGAAAACGUUAUCCUUCCCACGGCUUAUGCUGCUAGCUUCAACCGCUUCUCGUCGGAUGCAAGUUAUUCACUAAAGGAUCAUGCAGUUUUAAUGGAACAAGAGCAAAAGGAGAUGGCCUGGUUGUUCGCAAGUUACAAUGCAAUAUGGAUUGAGAAUAUGAAAGUUUUCGGUGAGAGGGCGAGAGCAAUUUCGACAGUUAGGACACAGCUUGCUGCCAGGUUGACAAAAUUCAAUAGCUGUGUUCAUGGUGCUAUUAAGUCGGAUUAGAAACUACUCUGCUCCACCUCUACUUAAUAUUGAGUUUAUUAGUGGAGGUGUAUUGAUUUGAACUUUUGUCAUGUUCAUAGACUUAGUUUACAUAUGAGCAACUAUGUAUGAUGCAUAUCACUUUUGUGAAGUUGUUAUGAUGUUUCUAAUCUUAGCCUGCAAAUGCGACAAUUUGAUCUGUGUACAAUUUGCGGUGUUGGUUCUAAAGGAAUAUAAUUA